AUGAAGACAGAUGCAGCGGAUGACCAAGACGUACUAUAUGUGCCUUACCUUGCUCAAAGUUUUCCACGGUGCUUGCUGUGUCCGCCUUCUUCUCAGUUGAACCAUGACGGUUUCCUCCGCAGAGUCCGCCGGUGCACGGUCUUUACAUGUGUUAUAGCAAAUCCUUCAAGCCAACAACAGCGCUUUAAACUUAGACUUGAUAAAAAAGAUCUGCAGCAGAGUGUUCCUGAAUCUCUUUCAAAAAAUGCAGCUGAUGAUAGGGAAACACAGGAAAAGAUGGAAAGAGUUGAUGAUGAGGGCCAUGCGAUUCAAGCAUCAAACAGUGGAAAAAUAUCAUACCAACAUGAUACCAACAUUAUAACUACCUCAUCCCAUGAACCACAGGGGGCAACAUCACCAGAAUCAUUAGUAGAUGUUAAAAAGGAAAACAAAGAUAUUCCUGAACCAAAUAAUUCAUCAAUUUCUGGAAAUUUGCAGAUUGAUACAAAAAACGUUUCAGAAUAUCCAGAUAAAAAAAUAACCAUGACUGACUUUGCAGGACAGUGUUCAUAUUAUGCCUCACACCAGAUUUUUCUGAGUCCUCGAGCGUUCUUCAUUCUGGUGCUGAAUAUGGAGAAGAAGUUUGAUGAUAAGGUUGGAGAAGAAGUGUGUUGUCAGGAAGGUUCUGUUUACGGGGGAUGGACACACAGAGAUUACCUUGAGUUCUGGAUGAAGUCCAUACACCAGUACAGCAGUGAUGAGGCUCCUGUCAUCCUGGUUGGUACACACUCUGAGAACAAAACAGAAAAGGAAAAAGCAUUGUUUUUCCGAGAAGUAUGGAAGACUCUUGACAUGAAGAAGAAGUCUUUGCAAAAACAUAUUGAUGUGAAGAGACAAUUUGCAGUUGGAUUCCAUGAUAAUGAAAGCAUUGAAAAACUCAAGCUGUCCAUUGCUGAUGUCGUUUGCAAGCUUGAUCACUGGGGUGAAGAGCUUCCACAGUCAUGGGCUAUGUUUGAAACAUUCUUUCGGGAAGAAAGAAUCAACAAGAUUUUGAGUAGGGGUGAACUUGAGUCUUUCAAUGAAACAUUGCCAGAGGGAAUAAAGCUCAAUGCUAUUGAAGAUGUUGAUGCCAUGCUACAGUUCUUCCAUGACAUCAGAGAAAUUAUGAACUUCAAUCAACAAUUCCUCAAUGAAGUUAUUAUUCUCGAUGUUCAAUGGUUUGCAGAUGCAUUUAAAAAUGUCAUUACAGAUAAAAACCAUGCAAAAGAAGAUUUAUUUGAAUUUGCUUCAGAAUGGGACAAAUUCAAUGAAACUGGAGAGUUAGACGAACCUCUCCUAUCUGCUAUAUGGCAAAUGAACAACAAUGGUUACAUUGAACAUAAAGAGGACAUCAUGAUGUACAUGGAGAAGUUAGGACUCUUAGCUAAAAUAAGCGACAAAACAUGGUAUGUCCCAUGUAUGAACAAGAUGCAAUUUCCAGUAGACUGCUUCUCAUCAUACCCUGCCUCCUCCAUCCUCUGCUACACAUUUGAUGUUCUUCCUGUGGAAAUUUUCCAUCGCCUUGUAGCAACGUGCAUGCAGAUUCCUAAUUGGGAGAUUUUUACAGAUGAAGAAAGGGGAUGCAUUUACCAGACUGCAGCUAUUUUUAUGUUUCAUGACCAGUACCAUAACGUCAUGCUUGGAAUGACUCAAACAGAAAUUCAGUUGCAAGUGUUUGUUGUGGAGGGAGAAGUUGAUGUUUCAACUUGUCACAAGAUUAGAGAAAAUGUUGAGCACAUAUUACACUCCCUCUCCAACACAUUUCAAAAAAAGUCAGAUUUCCAGGUUGCAUUCAAAAGCAAAUGUACUGGAUUCUGCGAUCACAAAGAAAGUGCUGUCAUCAGUCAAUCUAAGUUUAUGAUAGAAACUUUUCAGUGCCCAUCCUGUCCAAGAAACAAAAAGCAUCUUAUCAACACAGAAGACAUAACAAAAUAUUGGAAACAGGUAUUGUUAGUGAUACGUUAAAAAUUAGUAAAUUUAAUGCUAUAAAUUGUAUAUCACAAAAUAUUAGAUUAUUUACAUAAAAAGAUAUCAAAAUUCAAUGGAACACUAACUUUUGUGUUGUAUUGAGCCAAAUGCUAAAAUGAGCCUUUCUGAUCAAUAUUUGUCCGUCGUUGUCGUAUACUUUUCACAUUUUCUACUUCUUCUCAAGAACCUCUGGGCCAAUUUCAACCAAACUUGCCAAAAAGUAUUCUUGGGUAAAGAGGAUUCAAGUUUAUUCAAAUGAAGGGCCAAUCCCUUUUCCAAGGGGAGAUAAUGAUGAAUUAAUGAAAAAUUAAUUGCAUCUUUUAAAAAUCUUCUCCAGAACCAUUGGGCCAGGAAAGGUGAAACUCGUGUGGAAGCGUUCUCAGGUAUGUAAGUUCAAGUUUGUUCAACUCUUGACCCCCUGUGGAGGAUGGGGCCACAAUGGCUAUUCAAAGUCUUACCAAGGAAUAUAUAGGAAUUAUUUUUAAAAAAAUUUCUUCUCCAGAACCAUCAGAGCAGCAAAAAUGAAAUUCAUGUGAAAGCAUCAUCAGGCCUUGUAGCGUACAUUCAAGUUUGUUCACAUCAUGACCCCCGGGGAUAGGGCGGGGCCACAAUUGCUGAUCAAAAGUUUUUCGUAGAAAUAUAUAGGAGAUAUCUUUAAAAAAAAGCUUCUCCAGAACCAUUGGGCCAGGAAAGAUGAAACUCAUGUAGAAGCAUCCUCAGGUAGUGUAAAUUCAAGUUUUUUUUUUUUUCAAAUCAUGACCCCCAGGGGUAGGGCGGGGCCACAAUGGCUGAUCCAAGUUUUGCAUAGGAAUAUAUAGGGAAAAAAAUCUUUAAAAAUCUUUUCCAAAUCCAUAGGACCAAAAAAGAUGAAACUCGUGUGGAAGCAUUCUCAGGUAGUGUAUAUUCAGGUUUGUUUAAAUGAUGACCCCUUGGGGGUAAGGCGAGCCCACAAUAGCCGAACAAAUUUUUACAUAGGAAUACACAGGAAAAUUAUUUUCAAAUCGUCUUUCCAAGAUCAGCAAAGCUAUGAUUGGUGAUAUUAAUAUGGAAACAUCCUCAUUUAGAGUUAGUAAGAGUUUGUUUAUAUCAUGCCCCCUAGUGGUAAGGUGUGGCCAUAAUGAGCAAUCAAAUCUUUACAAAGAAAUAUUAAUGAAAAAUCCUUGAAACUCUUCUUCUCAAGUAUGGCAUAAUUAUACAUGUAUGUUUUAUUGAUAAAGUGACAUUCUCAAGUAAAAAAAACCAAAUCUCUUCUCCCCAAACAAGUAGACUUUUCAAUAUUGAGCUGAUUUGUGUUUUUUAACUAGCCCAUGUGCUCAGGUGAGUGGUGUGGCCCAUUGGCCUCUUGUCCUAGUAAUACAAUCAUACGUUUAUUAAAUGACAUAUCAAAAGGAUUUUUGAAUUGGUCACAGAAGACCAGUAGUCUCUUAAAUCGGGGAAUCAUAUUUUUGACAUUCUAUUAAUCGUGUUAAUUUUGAAAGAUUCAUGCGUGAAUUUUUUUUAAAAAUGUAUACAUACAUUUACAUGAACUUGUUUGUGCACAUUAGCAGAAAGUCAAAGUGGUAUUUUCUGAUCAAUUUUAUCUCUAGUUUGUCUCUCUGUCUUUUAAUGAACAUUAUACCACGAUUAUUGUCCAGAUCAAAGAAAUACCGCGACAAUAUUUUCCAAUAAACCACGAACGUCAUAGAAAAUUAUCAGAUCAGAAACAUGUAUCAAACUUGAACAAUUCAAAUGCAUGUUUGGCUGUAAAAUGAAAUACUUGAAGUUGUUUAGACCACAUCGAUGUAUUGUCUUUUGCAAUAUAAACACUGUAAAUUGCAUAAAGUUGCUAAUGAAUGUUAGUUUU
Messenger RNA from Saccostrea cuccullata (small rock oyster), 3829 nucleotides. Its product is annotated as probable serine/threonine-protein kinase pats1. Lineage: Eukaryota; Metazoa; Mollusca; Bivalvia; Ostreida; Ostreidae. The record is from RefSeq and is a predicted model, not a curated record. The transcript is spliced from 4 exons. Bases 1 to 1983 code for a protein of 660 amino acids.